Molecule: messenger RNA, 3228 nt
Organism: Ziziphus jujuba (common jujube)
Lineage: Eukaryota; Viridiplantae; Streptophyta; Magnoliopsida; Rosales; Rhamnaceae
Product: probable LRR receptor-like serine/threonine-protein kinase At4g29180
Exons: 12
Coding region: 347-3055 (902 amino acids)
Biological process (GO): protein phosphorylation
Molecular function (GO): protein binding; protein kinase activity; ATP binding
Source: RefSeq, a predicted model, not a curated record
AAAAAAAAAAAAAGAAAAAAAAGAAAGAAAAGGGAAUUCAUAGUUCAUUUUGUUUGCUUGGUGGGCGGGUGGGUCGUUGGCUAGUCCUCAUCCAGAAGGCGGCAACUUGUUUACAAAUACCUGGUAAAAUAAAGACAAAUUGUGUUUGACCAACUCGCCCUUAUUAUUAUUCAUCCAAAAAAAAAAAAAAAAAAAAAAAAGCCCUGAAAAUACGAAAUAAAGUGAUUCAAUAAGUAAGCAGAAAGUGGUGGAAUUGUAUGCCAUUAUUGCAACUGGCUGGCUGUGAGUCUUAGACAAAGCUCUGAGGGAACAGCAGCGACUCUGCGACUGCGAGCAUAUUUUGCAAAUGGCAACAUUAAUUGGUUUCUUCUGUGUUUUGCUGGCUGCAACUUUAGCUCAUGCCCAGCGUCAGCAAGGAUUCAUAAGCAUCGACUGUGGCUCUCCAAAUUUCCAAUACCAAGACGUGGAUACCGGCAUAAGUUAUGUUUCAGAUGAAGCUUACAUAAUCACUGGGAUUAACCGCAACAUCUCCUCCCAAUAUGCAUAUCCAAUCAAUCCCAACCUGCCAUUCCCUCUUUCCGACCUCAGGAGUUUUCCUCAAGGUUUCAAGAACUGCUACUCCUUGAACCCUUCAGCUGGAAAUGGCAGCUUGAAUUUGAUCCGAGCUUCCUUCUUGUAUGGAAACUAUGAUGGACUAAACAGACUGCCCGAAUUCGACCUCUAUCUUGAUGUCAACCUUUGGUUCACUGUCACAUUCCAAUCUGCUUCUCACAUUAUCACAACUGAGAUCAUCACCACCGCACUAUCAGAUAUCAUACAUGUUUGCCUUGUUGACAAAGGCUUGGGAGUUCCUUUCAUCUCUGCGCUGGAGCUCAGACCCCUUGAUGCUUCCAUAUAUGCUACCGAGUUUGGGAGGACAUCUGCUUCGUUACUACUCUUUCAAAGACUGGAUAUUGGGCAAACCAACGGUACAGGUCGACAUCAGGAGGAUGUUUAUGAUCGCAUUUGGACCUCCUACAUUUCAACCGCUUGGGAUCCCCUUGCAACCUCUCAAGUGAUUCAUACCUUUGAAGAUGGAUAUAGAGUGCCUUAUGACGUAAUUAGGACUGCAGCCAAGCCCCAGAAUGGUACUGCAUCUCUGGAGUUGAACUGGAAUGCAAAUGAUUCCAAUUCUGAGUUUUACGUUUACUUGUACUUUGCUGAAGUUGAGCAACUUGGCAGAAACCAAUCUAGAAAGUUUAAUGUAUCUUGGAAUGGAACUCCACUAUUCCGAUCUUUCAGUCCUCGUCGUAACUAUUCAACCAUAUUAUCAAAUUCAAAAGCCCUGGUUGGGAAAGAGCACCUGAUUUCAAUUUAUAGAACUGAGGAUUCAACUCAUCCGCCUAUUCUCAAUGCUGUUGAGAUUUUCAUGAUCAAGCACAUGGAUGACUUACCAACAUAUAGUCAAGAUGUUGAUGCUAUUGUGGAUGUCAAAACAACAUACCAAAUUAACAAAAGCUGGACUGGUGAUCCCUGCGGGCCAAAGAAUUUCUCUUGGGAAGGUCUCAAAUGCAGCUACAAUGCUUCAUUUCCUCGGAUUAUUUCUCUGAACUUGAGUUCGAGCAAUUUGAGCGGGACACUAGCUGCUUCCAUUGCCAAGUUCUCAUUGCUGGAGUCUUUGGAUCUUUCUAACAACAACUUGAGUGGAUCAAUUCCUCGGUUUCUGGAGGAUCUAAAAUCUCUCAAGUUCAUGAAUUUGAAAGACAACCAAUUGUCUGGUUUAGUUCCUAGUGCUCUUCUCAAGAGAUCAGACGCUGGAUUACUUGUAUUGAGUGUGGAUGGCCAAAAUCUUUGCGCGUCAGAUUCAUGCAAAAAGAAGAAGCAAAUUGUUGUUCCAAUAGUGGCAUCAGUGUCAUCAGCAGUAGUAGUCCUUAUAGCACUGACUGUCAUAUGGAAACUGAGAAAAGAGAGAAAAUCAAAGGCAGAUAUGACUAAGAAAAUGGGAAAAACAGUAGCAAUAAAGAAGAUGCAGCUGAGUCAUGAAGAGGUUUUAGAGAUUACCAACAACUUUGGAAAAGUGAUAGGGAAAGGAGGAUUUGGGACAGUGUACCAUGGCUACAUGAAGGAUGGCAACCAAGUUGCAGUCAAGAUGCUUUCUCCAUCAUCAUCUCAAGGACCCAGGGAAUUCCAGACCGAGGCGGAGCUGUUGAUGAGAAUCCACCAUAGAAACUUGGCCUGUUUUGUUGGAUAUUGCGAUGAUGCUGAUCACUUGGCUCUCAUUUACGAGUACAUGGCCAAUGGAAGCCUUAAAGAAUAUCUUUCAGAGAAGAGUUCGGAUUUGAGUUGGGAAAUGAGGCUUCACAUAGCAAUAGAUGCUGCUCAAGGUCUAGAGUACCUGCAUAAUGGAUGCAAGCCACCAAUAGUACAUAGAGAUGUGAAGACAGCCAACAUUCUAUUAACAGAAAACUUGGAUGCUAAAAUAGCAGAUUUUGGUCUUUCUAAAGCUUUUCCCAGUGACAGAGACUCUCAUGUUGAAACCAAAGUCGUAGGCACAGCAGGAUAUCUUGAUCCAGAGUACUACACCUCUCGUAAGUUGAACGAGAAAAGCGAUGUAUAUAGUUUUGGUGUGGUUCUGUUAGAGCUAAUCACAGGGCAAACUGCAGUGAUUAAAAGUGAGGUUCGAAUGCACAUCUUAGAUUGGCUGGUUACGGAGCUGGAAAAAGGAGAUAUAACAAGAAUUGUUGAUGGAAGGAUGAUGCAAUUGCAACCAGAUUUACAAGUGAAGUCUGUUAAAAAAGCUUUACAAGUAGCAAUGGCAUGCACCACUUCCACCUCCCUUCAGAGACCCACAAUGGGUUCUCUAUUGGCAGACCUUAAACUGUGUUUGGAGAUGGAGUUAUGUAGGGAUAGCAUUUCGCAUCCACAAAGUACAACAAGUACUGAUACUAGUCAUCAUAAUCAGGAUCGCAUUUACAUAACGUCAUCUUCAUAUUUUUCAUCUGAUCAUGAACUUUCUUCCAACAAUACUACUCAUUCCCUCAAUGCUCAGUCAAUGACUGCACCAUUUCCAAGGUAGACUAGCUAGUCAAACUUUAUAUAUAUAUAUAUAUAUAUAUAUAUAUAUAUAUGUCAUUCUUAAUUUUUCUUUAAUUAAAUUCCCUCUUUUUGUUUCCCUAGCUUGUAUAGAGAAAUUUACAAUAAUUCAUGCAUAUAAAGGUCAAAUUAUUUUCUUUGUCUAGUAUAUUAAAC